AUGGGUUGCGCCUCAGCCAUCGCUUUGACAGCUUUUGGCGCAUCGUAUGGAACUGCGAAGGCUGGGAUUGGGGUCAUGACGGCGAGUGUUCUAAGACCAGACAACAUGGUCAGAAGCUUGAUGCCUAUUCUGAUGGCUGGAAUCGUUGCCAUUUACGGUUUGGUCAUCUCGAUCCUCAUCUCGUACGGCAUCUCAACCCAGCCGACACAUCUGGCGACAAGUUUCACGCAGCUCGGAGCGGGACUUGCAGUUGGAUUGUCCGGCCUCGCUUCAGGGUUUAGUAUUGGCAUCUGCGGAGACGCUGGUGUUCGAGCGACUGCUCAGCAGCCCCGUCUUUUUGUGGCCAUGAUGAUCAUACUCAUAUUUGCUGAAGUCCUUGGCCUGUAUGGCAUGGUUGUGGCAAUGUUACUGCUGGGAAGAGGAGCCGGUGGCACGCAAUGUUAA
Exophiala spinifera is the source of this 444-nucleotide messenger RNA. RefSeq names its product V-type ATPase, C subunit. Gene Ontology annotation, molecular function: proton-transporting ATPase activity, rotational mechanism. The coding region runs from base 1 to 444 and encodes 147 amino acids. The transcript is spliced from 2 exons. Gene Ontology annotation, cellular component: proton-transporting V-type ATPase, V0 domain. NCBI's taxonomy places the organism in Eukaryota, Fungi, Ascomycota, Eurotiomycetes, Chaetothyriales, Herpotrichiellaceae. Gene Ontology annotation, biological process: proton transmembrane transport. The record is from RefSeq and is a predicted model, not a curated record.